CUAGGAGGAAAUAGGAAAUUGCACCUCCUGCACGUAGGAAGUUUUAUGCCUACAACUAUGACUACAAUCCCAACAAGUUUAGAGCUGCAAGGAAAAUUCGAUGCAACUUCAAACUUGAUGUAGGGACACACACCAUUAACUAUUCCGGACCCAAACUCAAUUGGGUACCAAAAUCUUCCUCCUCCUAAUGCAGGAAGCCGCUAAGUACCCAGGUGUCUGGUACUUAGACACUGGCUGUUCAAGACACGUGACGGGUGAUGCGAGCCUUUUGAGCAAUCUAAUUCCCUAUGAUGGUCCAAGAGUUACUUUUGGAGGAAGCAAUGAUUUUGGCCUGACUAAAGGGCUAGGAAAUCUGGUGUACAAGGGACUAACCAUCCAAGCUGUAUCUUAUGUUGAAGGUCUCAAUUACAACCUUCUUAGCAUAAGUCAGUUUUGUGAUAAAGGUUACUCCUUGGAAUUCUGCAAGGACAUGGCAUCUCUCAAGAACAUCUCCACAAAUGAAGUCAUUCUCAGUGGGAAGAGAAUCAGAAACAUCUAUGAAGUAAUGUGGGACAAUGUCAAGGAAGCAUGUCUAAUCAGCAAAAGUGACACUAACCUUCUAUGGCUUUGGAAUAAGAGGUUGAGUCAUCUCAACUUCAAAACUCUCAACAAGCUGUCCAAAGAAGGGUUAGUAGAAGGUCUUCCAAAAGCUGUAUUCAGAAAUGAAAGCAUUUGUGAUGCUUGCCAGAAAGGAAAGCAAGUCAAUUCUAAUUUCAAGGCAAAACCGGCACCCUCAACUACAAGGAUAUUAAGUCUUCUUCACAUGGACUUAUUUGGCCCUGUUACACCAAUAAGUCUAAGUGGAAUGAAAUAUGUCCUGGUGGUAGUUGAUGAUUACUCAAGAUACACGUGGACAAUCUUCCUCAAUAGCAAGAAGGAAACUCAAGGGAAACUCACUAACUGCAUGAAGCUGAUUCAAAACCAAGCAAGUCAGACCAUUCAGAAGAUCAGAUUUGACAAAGGCACAGAAUUCCUGAAUGAAACCAUCAUUCACUACUAUGAAAAACAUGUGGUUGACAAGCCAUCAAAGCAUGAUCAUGAGGUUCUGGAUCUAUCAAACAAGGAUGAAGAAGUCAAUGAAGGAGAUAGAAUGAAGCCCACGGAGUCCAUUCCAUUCAGAAGUCUCCCACUGAAGACUUCACAGAGAAAUCCGGAUUCAGAUAGUGCUGAGCCUACCGGAAAUUUUGGCCAGCCUUUCAAUAUUCCGGAUCACUCAAACAGCGACAAUUCCGGAAAUGGCGACCCAGUGCCAAUCCAUCCGGAAACACCAACAACUUCUGUUCUUCAACCAGAAGCUGAACUAGAUCAACCAGUCAAUCUCAAUCAACACAAUCUUCGUUGGUUAAGGGAUCAUCCUCCUCAAUAUAUCAUUGGAGAUAUUCAUUAUGGCGUUCGCACAAGGAGUGCCCAACAGAAUCUAGAAGCUAUGCUUGCUUAUUCUUCAGAUCUUCUCACUCAAAUUUCUGAGAGAAUGAAGAUUGUUGGCGCUAAUGUCCAUUUCCAGAAAUUGGAAGCUAAAUGCUCUUCACCAGCGUUCUAUCAAAGCUAUUUGGAGAUGAUAGCCGCUCAAGAACUCUCCGAAUUCCUUCAUAUGGAGAUCCACCUCAAAUAUGAAGAAGAGGUUCUUGAAUUCUACAAAAAUGGGGAGGUCAAGACUGUUCAUUCAAAGAAGGAUCCACAGAGGAUGAUUCAAGUCAUCAAGUCCACUGUUGGAGGUACCAAAGUGAAGCUUUCGCAGAAGAAAUUGAGAGAAAAGCUUCACCUUCCCAACUCUGGAGCUGAACUUGGGAGAUUACCAAUCAAAAAUCUGGACUGGAAUAUUAUUGGAAUUUCUAGGCAAAUUCCUUCUGGCCCAGCGAAGAAAGCAGACCUGAACAACGACUACAAACUCAAGAAGAGGAAAACCACCUCUCCCUCAACAUCUGGAAAUGUCAACCCGGAUGAGUUGAAGGAGAAGGAACCUGCUGAGGAAACCUCUGCCCACAACCAGAGCCCUCAACAACUCGAAGAAGAAGCUCAUCAAGUCCAUAGUCUUCCAACCCCCUCACCUCAACCCCAAACAGAUGAUGUUGAUAACCAAUUCUGGCAGCUCUACUAUGACUGGAGAGCUUGGAAGGUUGGAAAUUUAGCAGAGCAGUUGUUGGGUUGGGACCAAAAACUGAAGAAUGAGAAGAUCAUCAAGAAGUUCUUAGGACUACUAGUCAACCACAGCUGUGAACAAAUCUUGGAUGAUGCCUGGGUAUGGAAAAGGAACUAUGUAGACUUGCAUCUGGAACACUUGGCCACCACACCAGUUUCAGAAUUUGAAGUGGAUGAUGAGGAUCCUGCAGUCUACAAGCCAGUCUUCUCAAAAGCCACAGAAGAUCAGGUGGUUCUCACUUCGGAAGCACAGGCUGACUUGGAAGCAACAGCUGAGGAUUUCCAAAUAUUUUCGGAAACCUCAUCUGCCUUUGAAACGGUUUUGCCUGAAGCUCUCCAAGAGAAUGCAGUCUCUACUCCACAAAAACAGAACCAGGAAGCAUCAGAUGAAGAACUUCAGCAACAUCUCAAGUCUCAAGUCCUUGAGAAUCUCACAACUGCUUAUGAACAAGCUGUAGAAGCCCAAAGGAAUUCUGCAGAAGCUGAAAAGGAAGAUCAAAUGGAAGAACUGGAGGCCUCUAAAACUCCAGUGGCUGUUUUUGAAGAGCAGAAUGAAGCUGAAGAAAGAGACUCCCUCUAUAGGGACAUAUCAAAUUUUAUACUUGAUGAAGGAGAAGGAGAGUCUGAGAGGACACUAAGGAUCGCUGAUGAAGAAGAUGUGCAAGAAGAUGCUGAAUCUCUUCCUAUGCAACUCUUCCAAAGAACACCCUCUUCUCAUCAGACAUAUGCAUCUGACAGUUAUCUUCAACUCAAGGAGGUUAACAAAAUCAAAGAGCAAAUAGCAAAUGUCACCGUCAGCCUACAGAAGCAAAUGUCUCUUCUCCAAAUGGACAUCAGAUCAGCUCUGGCAGUGUCUUCAGCAAAUCAGCGAAGCAAUCCGGAGAACUCAACACGGCAUCUAUCCAGCUCAGGACUGGAUGGAACAGAGGCUGUAGGAACAAUUGCUGCCCACUUCUCAAAUGAUAACCAAACAGAGGAGAGACGCAACAACAUAAGGCGCAUCAAAGAACUAUGUGGAAACAUGCAAGGCAUCAGUGAGAUUGCUGGAUCUUCAAAGCGCAAGAAGCACUGAAGGCUUUUUUCAUCAAACCAGGGGGAAAGUAUGUGAAAACACUAAUUUGCUUUGAUGAAAACACCUUCUUGUUUAAACAUUGCUUGAUUGGUUUAAACAUUGCUUCAAUAUUUCUCUUAAUUGUACUUAUUAUGCUUGAUUAUGCCUAUCUCAAGUAUGAUUUUGAGAUUUAUUCCUGAGCGCAUACAUUCAAGGGGAAUGUAAUUCAGGGAGAACUUAACUGUUUUUUGGCUAACAAUUGUUUUUGGCAAUGAAUUAUUGAUGAGCUC
This is a messenger RNA of Cuscuta campestris, 3519 nucleotides long. Lineage: Eukaryota; Viridiplantae; Streptophyta; Magnoliopsida; Solanales; Convolvulaceae. The record is from the annotation of a GenBank genome assembly.